This is a messenger RNA of Echinops telfairi (small Madagascar hedgehog), 1773 nucleotides long. RefSeq names its product CD69 molecule (gene CD69). NCBI's taxonomy places the organism in Eukaryota, Metazoa, Chordata, Mammalia, Afrosoricida, Tenrecidae. Gene Ontology annotation, cellular component: external side of plasma membrane. The record is from RefSeq and is a predicted model, not a curated record. The coding region runs from base 6 to 608 and encodes 200 amino acids. The transcript has 5 exons.
UGAAGAUGAUUCCAGAAGAUUCUUCCAUGACAGAAAACAGUUCCUUGCACCCAGAGAAAGGACAACAAAGUAAUGCCACCAGCUCCCAUUUUUCAACACAUCAUGAAGGUUCACUUCAAGUUCCUAUCCCAUGUGCUGUAGUGACUGUUGUCAUCAUCACCAUUUUAUCCAUCGCUCUCAUUGCCUUGAUAGAGGGCCAGUACAAUUGUCCAGGCCAUUCUACUGCCUUGGUGCCAUCAGACAGCCCAGCUUCUCCAUGUUCGGCUGGUUGGAUUGGAUCCCAAAAGAAAUGCUACCAUCUUUCCACAAAAAGAAGCAACUGGACCAUGGCCCAAGGCUAUUGCUCUGAACAUGGUGCUACUCUUGCUCUCCUUGAUUCUGAAAAGGAGAUGAUCUUUCUAAAACAGUAUAUGAGUGGCCUGGAACACUGGAUUGGGAUGAAUAAUGAAACUGGUCAGACAUGGAAGUGGUCCAAUGGCAGAGAAUUGAAUAACCGGUCCAGCGAGAUGGAGUCUGGAAAUUGCCCAUUUUUUAAUACCACUGAUGUCAGCAGCACAGCUUGUCAAAGGCGUUUACACUGGAUAUGUAGCAAACCUUCCCAUCAAUGAAGAAACACAUCGCUUAUCGACUUCCAUGGAUGCUGCUCUAUGGGCUAAGGUUUUCCCAACAGAUUCUAUGGAGACAUUUUUUUCCCUGAAUUAUUCUGAAAAUCUUCUUCGAAGAAAGACUGUGGAGAAAAUUGAGAAGCAUUCCGGACAAACCUGAAUUGUGGAAUCCUCUUUCAUGCUCUGGAAACCAAAUAGGGUGACUGACAACUAUGCCAAAGAACGAGAACAAGGAAUCUUUUCAGAUGCACUUUAUUAUUUUUUAAAUUCAGAAAUGUAUGUUUUAAACUAGGUUUAAUUUUAUUAUUUAUUGUUGAGUGACUACCAACAGUGAGUGCCGGCCUUGCUUUUGCACUAUAGGAAGGAGGAAGAUGGUGGCGGUAGUGUUUGACCUGAGGGGCCGCUAACUACAAGGCCCACAGUUUGAAACCACCAGCUGCUCCACAAGAGAAACAAUUGGCUUUCCACUCCCAUAAAGAAAUAUUGUCUCAUAAAUCCAAUGGGGUAUUUGCGCCCAGGCCGAUGGUCUUGCAAUACGUUGAUAUCAACUAAAAGGCAGUGAGUUUGGUUCAAGAGUUGAAGUAAAAACAAAACAAAUCACCUGGAUAUAAGCAGAAGGAAUAUUACUUGAUAACAUAGAUAUCGGUUAGAAUGUAUUUCUCAUCAAGAGAACAUUUUAAAGUGGGUAAAUGCCUAUUAAAUUCAACUUUGAAAUAUUUCUCUCUUUGUAGAGAAGUUUGCUAAGUUACUUUGCAACGUUAGUUCUCCAAAGGAGUAAUCAUGUAUUCAUGUUUAUGUUGGUUUGGGAUGUUUUUUUCACUUCCUCAUUGCAGACAGGUCCUUUUCAACGGAAAUUUUCCUUUUUUCUGUAUUCUUCUUUUUUCUACCCUUUAAAACUUUAAAUACAGCAUUUUCCCAAGAAAAGACAAAUGAAUAUGAUGACUAUUUUUAAGCAAGAUUAAAAAGUGUUGGGAAAUGUACAAUAUAUGAUAUGGCAAAUCCCUAUUAGGAAAAAUUCUGUAUUAUUCAAACCGGUAAAAAUAUCAGUCAUAUCUGGUAAUAAACCUGUGACUUCCCCAAUCAAUUCUAUCAUGUGCAAUACUUCAUAUGAAAUGAUUUCUAUGUGCAAUAAAUGUGUUUAUUUGUACUUUUCUAAAGUAAAAUUAUA